Messenger RNA from Suricata suricatta (meerkat), 1478 nucleotides. RefSeq names its product solute carrier family 25 member 41 (gene SLC25A41). Gene Ontology annotation, molecular function: ATP transmembrane transporter activity. Gene Ontology annotation, biological process: transmembrane transport. The record is from RefSeq and is a predicted model, not a curated record. NCBI's taxonomy places the organism in Eukaryota, Metazoa, Chordata, Mammalia, Carnivora, Herpestidae. Bases 100 to 1206 code for a protein of 368 amino acids. The transcript is spliced from 7 exons.
UCUGGGACCCAAAUUUACAAGGUGGCUCUCUCUCAUGGUUGUUGGAUGACAAACCUCUCGCCAGGGUUGUGAAUGUAGGCGUCCUAACAGUCCAGCUCCAUGGGAGCCCAACCUGAGGGGGGUCAGAAGCCUUGCUCGAAGAUCCAGCCCCUGCUUAAGAGGCACAAGGCCUUACUCACCAAAGCUCCGCCUCUGACCCCACCCCAGCCCCCCUCCCGGAACCCAGGCUGUUCGCACGUGUACGGGUAUGUGUUUGGUCACAUCCAUGAACAUGACCGGGAGCAUCUCCCAUCGCAGCAGGUGCUGGACACAGGAGAGCAGCUGAUGGUCCCCGUGGAUGUCCUAGAAGUGGAUAGCGAGGGGGCCCUGUGGAAGUCCCUGCUCUCGGGAGCCAUGGCUGGGGCAGUGUCCCGCACCGGCACGGCCCCUCUGGACCGAGCCAAGGUGUACAUGCAGGUCUACGCCUCCAAGACUAACGUCAUGAACCUGCUGGGGGGGCUCCGGAGCAUGGUCCAGGAGGGGGGGUUCCGCUCCCUGUGGCGGGGCAAUGGCAUCAACGUCCUCAAGAUUGCCCCUGAGUAUGCCAUCAAGUUCUCCGUCUUUGAGCAGUGUAAGAAUUACUUCUGCGGAGUGCACGGGUCCCCACCCAUUCAGGAACGUCUCCUCGCGGGCUCCCUGGCUGUGGCCACCUCCCAGACGCUCAUCAACCCCAUGGAGGUGCUGAAGACACGGCUGACCCUGCGCCGGACCGGACAGUACAAGGGGCUGCUGGACUGUGCGUGGCAGAUCCUGGAGCGGGAGGGCACCCGUGCCCUAUACCGCGGCUACCUGCCCAACAUGCUUGGGAUCAUCCCCUACGCCUGCACUGACCUAGCCGUCUAUGAGAUGCUCAGGUGUUUCUGGCUGAAGUCAGGCAGGGACAUGGAGGAUCCCAGUGGUCUGGUCAGUUUGUCAUCUGUGACGCUAUCCACGACCUGUGGCCAGAUGGCCAGUUACCCGCUGACUUUGGUGCGCACCAGGAUGCAGGCCCAAGACACCGUGGAGGGCUCAAACCCCACCAUGUGCGGAAUCUUCCAGCGGAUCCUGGCCCAGCAGGGUUGGCCGGGGCUGUACCGAGGCAUGACUCCCACCUUACUGAAGGUGUUGCCAGCAGGUGGCAUCAGCUAUGUGGUGUAUGAGGCCAUGAAGAAAGCCCUGGGCGUAUAGGCAGUGGCUAGUUGACACAUCCUGGGCAGAAAUGGACAGGAGGGUCCAGUGUCCCCUGGCCCAAAGAGCCCUCCAGGCUUGGGCCCAGGGGCCAGUUUUUGUCAGGAGAAGCAGUCUGGGGGCCUGGGUCAGAAGAUUCUUGGGGACCCCUUCCCAGGGUGCAGCCUGGGACUAGUCUGGACUCCAAUUUGGCUCAUUAUGGCUUGUCCUAGCUUCAGGGUGAAAUGGUGGACAUGGAGACAAUCUGAAAUAAAGAGUUGGUUUCUGCUGGA